Molecule: messenger RNA, 941 nt
Organism: Ruditapes philippinarum (Manila clam)
Lineage: Eukaryota; Metazoa; Mollusca; Bivalvia; Venerida; Veneridae
Product: ovarian-specific serine/threonine-protein kinase Lok-like
Exons: 1
Coding region: 3-833 (276 amino acids)
Biological process (GO): protein phosphorylation; signal transduction
Cellular component (GO): cytoplasm
Molecular function (GO): ATP binding; protein kinase activity
Source: RefSeq, a predicted model, not a curated record
CAAUGGCAUUCAAAGUUCCAGUAAUUCCACGGCUGGUACAGCCAUUAAAGCAACCAUCUAAAUUACAGUCAGAAUGUUUGGGCUUACCUUCAAUCAACAUAGAUGCAUUAAAACUGACAAAGACGAUUGGUAGUGGAAAUUUUGGUAAAGUGUCUUUGUACCAUCAUGGAGAAAGCUAUGUUAUCAUGAAAGAGAUGCUUGGUGACAGUGAAGACCACGAGCGCUUGUUUGUGAAGGAAGCCAAACUUCUUAACACAAUAAAACAUCCCAAUAUUGUGCAAUUUAAAGGGAUUGUAAAAUCUGAUGAAAAAACUGCUUUCCUUAUGGAAUAUAUACAUUUUGAUUUAACACCUUUUGGAAAUCCAAAAAAUAUAUCAAAUUUGAAUCAACUGAAAACCAAUUUAGAUGCUAGUGAUUAUGCGGGGUUUGAACACUUUCAAAUUAUAAUUGCAGAAGAUAUAUGCAAAGGAUUGAGUUUUCUUCAUAAAAAUAACAUAGUACAUCGUGAUCUGAAACCUGACAAUGUCCUUGUGUCAAAUCAACAUUGCCUAGGGAAGCAAGACAUAGAUAAAUUUUGGAUGGAAAAGCCUGUGAUUGCAAAAUUAAGCGAUUUCGGAGAGAGUCGGUCACUUCUGGUGCAAACAAAUUCAUUGAUCCACACAAGGACAGACAAUGUCAAUAGAGGUACACCGGUAUAUAUAGCUCCAGAAAUUCACCUUGACAGUACAAAAGCAAAUACUCUUGAUGAACUAAAGUCCAUGGACAUUUGGUCAAUGGCCAUGAUAUUUUACUCGCUCUUAAAUCCAAACACAAGGUAUGUGAAAUCAUUAUAAUAUAUGUGAAUUGAUCUCAAUAAAUAGCAGAUUUCAUUGGAUUCCAUUUAUCUAAAUUGAACAUUUUUCUUUACAAAGGUCUAUAAGAAUUUUCAUAAUGAACACGAA